Molecule: messenger RNA, 2418 nt
Organism: Mirounga angustirostris (Northern elephant seal)
Lineage: Eukaryota; Metazoa; Chordata; Mammalia; Carnivora; Phocidae
Gene: RDH8
Product: retinol dehydrogenase 8
Exons: 6
Coding region: 235-1173 (312 amino acids)
Biological process (GO): retinol metabolic process; estrogen biosynthetic process
Cellular component (GO): cytoplasm; cytosol
Molecular function (GO): all-trans-retinol dehydrogenase (NAD+) activity; estradiol 17-beta-dehydrogenase [NAD(P)+] activity
Source: RefSeq, a predicted model, not a curated record
GCAGUGAGAAGAAAUUUUUAACAAAUAAAGGAAAGAGGCUAUUUUGAGAUGAAAAGAUUACCCCCUCCCCUAGCUGCCUGCUCAGGGUCAGUUCAGAACUGGUGUCUUCUGGGGCCCCUUCACCUUGCAAGGGAUUGGUGGGAGGGUGUCCAGGAGGUGGGGGGAUGAGGCAAGGAUGGGUGGCAGGAGGCAGGUGCUGGCCAGCAGAGGUCACCCAUCCAGGGAGGGAUCAACAUGGCUGACGCACCCCGGACUGUACUGAUCUCAGGCUGCUCCUCGGGAAUUGGCCUGGAGCUCGCAGUGCAGCUGGCUCAUGACCACAGGCAGCGCUACCAAGUGGUGGCCACCAUGAGGGACCUGGGAAAGAAGGGGACACUGGAGGAAGCUGCUGGGGAUGCUCUGGGGCAGACCCUCACCGUGGCCCAGCUGGACGUAUGCAGUGACGAGUCAGUGGCCCAGUGUCUCAGCUGCAUCCAGGGAGGGGAAGUGGAUGUGCUGGUGAAUAAUGCUGGAGUGGGCCUGGUGGGGCCCCUGGAGGGGAUCAGCCUAGCUGCCAUGCAGAACGUCUUUGAGACCAACUUUUUCGGGGCUGUCCGUCUGGUCAGAGCUGUCCUUCCUGGCAUGAAGAGAAGGCGAAAGGGCCACAUUGUGGUGGUCAGCAGUGUCAUGGGGCUGCAGGGUGUCCUGUUCAAUGAAGCCUACGCAGCCUCCAAGUUCGCCCUGGAGGGAUUCUUCGAAAGUCUGGCUAUCCAGCUGCUGCAGUUCAACAUCUUCAUCACCCUGGUGGAACCUGGCCCGGUGGUCACUGACUUUGAGGGGAAGCUCCUGGAGCAGGUUUCCACAGCCGAGUUCCCAGAUACUGACCCCGACACCCUGCGCUACUUCUGGGAUUUCUACCUCCCCACCUCCAGGGAGCUCUUUCACUCUGUAGGACAGAGCCCACAGGAUGUGGCCCAGGUCAUUGUCAAGGUCAUCGGCUCAACCAGACCACCCCUGCGCCGACAGACCAAUGCCCGCUACACCCCGCUGGUUGCACUCAAGGCUGUGGACCCCUCAGGCAGCCUGUACGUACGCACAACCCACUGCCUACUCUUCCGCUGGACACGCCUUCUCAACCUUGGCCUUCGAUGUCUGGCCUGUGGCUGCCUCCGAUUCCAAAUACGGCCCCGGUGAGCAAAGCCUCAACCAACCCUCCCCACCUCUGAACAGCCAGGCCUCUUCAAUUUACACCCAUCUCAGAGGCCAGUACAGACCUUUCCCUCCUUCCUUCCUUCCUUUCUUCCUUCCUUCCUUUCUUCUUCCUUCCUAUCUUUCUUCCUUCCUUCCUAUCUUCCUUCCUUCCUUCAGCAAACUCUGCCUGACCCACUCUGUGCCUGGGCAUUGCUGGGACCCCAGAAAUUCCUCAGCAUCCACGCACACACCCCUCCAUGGUCAGGGCUGGGGCAGAGAGAGGGACCCUUGGACCCUGGGCUGAGGAGCCCAGAGUAAGGAGCUGGAGCUAUCUGGGAAGGCAAGGGAGGCAUCCUGGAGGAGGGGACAUUGGGGCUGGACCUUGAAAGAUGAGAUAGAUUGCCUCAUUCAACCUCUGGACUUUAUUAUCUUGGGCCUGGGAAUACAAGGAUGAUCUAAAACCCCCUCCACAUAGAACUGAGUUGACUAAGGGGUCUUCAGACUUUUCUGGCCACACACUCCCUCAGCAAAAUGUUUGUGCACUCACCAGCAGUGCAUGUAUAUUUUUUCAUAAAAUAUAUAUUUGUAACCACUAGCAAUCACUAUAUUAAAUAUUUAAUAAAGCUCAAUUUCUUAUGUCUAAAUAAAAAAUUAAAAAACAAUAAGGUCCACUUCACACACAUUAGAAUGGCAACUAUAAGUAAACCAAGCAAACAACAAAAACUCUUGAAAAUAACAACUGUUGGUGAGGAUGUAGAGAAAUUGGCACUUGGGCACUGCUGGUGAGCCCUUAGGCACUGCUGGUGAGAAUGUAAAAUGGUGUAGUCACUAUGGAAAAUGUAUAGUAGUUCCUCAAAAAAUGAAACAGAAUUAUCAUGGAACCCAGCAAUCCCAUUUCUGGGUAUUAACCAGAAGAAUUGAAUGCAAGUUCUCAAAGAGAUAUUUGCACACCUGUGUGCAGCAUUACUCACAAUGGCUGAAAGGUGGAAGCAACCUCAUCCCUCUGUCCAUCAACAGAAGACUGGAUAAACUCAAUGAGGUAUAUCCAUACAAUGGAAUAUUAUUCAGCCUUAAAAAGAAAGUAAAUUCCAACAUCUGAUGCAACAUGAAUAAACUUUGAGGACAUUAUGCUCAGUGAAAUAAGCCAGACAGAAAAAGGACAAAUAAUUUCUGAUACCACUUAGGUGAAGUCCCUAGAGGAGUCAAAUCCACAAAGACAGGAAGUAGAUAGUGAGAGCCAGGCGGGUU